CAUUUUUGAUCCCAGUAUCAUUAUAACCGCCGGCUCUUUACCAUAAACGUGUCGUGUGCAGUGUGUAUAGCCAUUCACAAUUUGACCGUUUGUUCUAAUUUAACUUGAAAAAGUAUUUCGUUCGUCCUAAAUCUGUUGAAAAUGGGGUCUACACUUAAAGAAACAUUUUCCGUUGAAGAAGUUGUGAAUUGGCUGGAUUUAAAUGGUUUUCAAGACAUCAGCCAAACGUUUUGUGACGAGGGCAUUGAUGGCGAUGCAAUGUCCUGCUUGACGGAAGAUGCCUUAAAAUCAUUGGUUGUCAGGAUUGGCCCCAGGAUGAAGUUAUUGAAAGCCAUCAAACAAAUGAACACUAGAUGCUCGACUUCUACAUCUGAGUCUGCUAGUGACUUAUCUACAUGUGAUAUGCUGGCGAAGUGGCAAGACUCCAAUUCUCAAGGAAAUGCAUCAAAUCCUGGUGGGCAAUCUGGUGUGUGUGAAUCACUAUCAAGUGCAAGCAGUGACAACUCAGUAGCAAAAGGCAGAAAACAAUGGACAUCGCCAUUUGUUCUUCCUGACUAUUUCCCGCCUUUGGUUGAAGAAACACUUGCAAAGAAAUUGAGAAUGCCAAAGCAAGUUAGAUGCAAGUUCAUACAAACAAUUUACGACAAAAUUUGCCUAUUUACUGUUUCUCCCACUCUAGACCAAAGGCGAGAUGUUUGUCGUGCAAUAAUUGCAAAAUACCCUUUUCUUUCUGAUGCAAGUGGUGGCUAUGAAAUUUGGUAUCGGUACCUUGGUGAGAAAGUUAAUAAUGAAUUAAGAAAUGAAAGAGCAGACCCUGUUGUCCUAUCUAGAAAAAGAAACAAUGUUGAUGGCAGUCCAGCUGCAACUAAAAUCAGAGCAGCUGUUCGACGAGGAAUUGUGAACUGGGCACCUCCACCAAUAGAUGGCAAGGACGAUGUCUGUUCCCAAGCAAAUGUUUCGUGGAUGAAGAAGGAAUUGAAAAGAAAACAACCCAACCUCACUUUGGUAAACAAAAAGAUGGAAUUGACAUAUUCCUUUAGGAGGCGUAUGAUAAAUGAGGAAAAACAUUUGCUGAAGGAUAUUAUGGAACAAUAUCCUUUCCUGUUUAAAAAAGCCCAUCUAAAAUCUGAGUACAGUCAUUUGAUGGCAGAUAGCUCGGCUGCUGAUUGUAAUUAAGGCAAUUUGCUAGAAGUAUCACCCAACAUUAUCAGAGUAGCAGAGCAAAGGAAAUUUGUUUCAGAAGAAGCUAAUAAGCUGCUGCUUCUUUGUAAACCUACAAAUGACUCUAGUUGUAAUGAUGAUGAAGAGAAUGAAAAUAUUUUAUCUGCAGAGAACAAAACUUUUGUUGCAAUGUGUUUGUUGCCUCAUUUACUGGAAAGGAAAACAAAAACUAAUAAAAGUCCUGAGUCUUACUUUUACCAGUUUGGUGAAGCAGAAGAGGUUGCCAUGGCAGCAAGACCUGGAAUGGCCCCAUUUUUGGUUAUCAGUGGCUCAGUGGAUGAUCCCCAUCCGGAUGCUAUAACUGUAGUUGCCGAAAACCACAUUGUAACAAGGUCUGCAGGAAUUCUGGAUGCACUGGAGUCAAUGCUUAUAUUGUAUUACGUAUGUAGUAUUCAAUACCCUAAAGAAUGUGUCAACACAUUUCAUUUCCUGCAGAGAAAUAUCAUGAAAGUGUUUGACACCCAAAAGGUGCCAACAAAGGUGUUGGUGUUAAUGUCAGAGUUAUCGCAACUAUGAACCAGAAUGUGAACAAUAAAAUAUAUGGUUAUAGUACAGGAUUUAAUGAUAUAAUGUAGUUUUAUUUAAAGUUUUGUUAAGGUUUUAAAUAGUUAUGUAAGUGGGGGUUACAUUUAAUAACUUUGUAGUAUUUAUUAUGCUGAAAUUUACUUUCAUGAUACAUUUAUAUGCUA
Molecule: messenger RNA, 1910 nt
Organism: Xenia sp. Carnegie-2017
Lineage: Eukaryota; Metazoa; Cnidaria; Anthozoa; Malacalcyonacea; Xeniidae
Exons: 8
Coding region: 142-1176 (344 amino acids)
Molecular function (GO): protein binding
Source: RefSeq, a predicted model, not a curated record